UUCUUUAACUUUUCCGCGGUUAUUUUCAUUACCAGCGGUGGAUGAACGACUUAUACGAGUCUAAAAUUGACACGCUUCAUACCAAAAACAAUAACCAAAACAUAUUAAGUUGAUCACUGUUUGUUUAACUUUUUGGUUGGUAGCGUCAUUGACAUUGUUUGGAAUACUAGCAUGAGGCAAAUUUUCGAUGACUUCACGAUUUUCACUGAAUGCUUUGUGUCACUCAAAGACUUGUGUUCGUGAUAAGUAGACUCCGCCAAACACUUUUGCAAUAUGUUCAACGAUUCCGUAGCCGCGAUUCCAUUCAACUUUUUCUAUGGUAAAAAUUGCCCGACAAAAAUUUUUUUUAUCGAUUCAGUUUCCACGAGCAGCUUAAAUAAUACAAUCCGUGUCAAAUUCUGCAAGUAAGUCCUCUCUCAUAUUUACUCCAAUUAUCUACAACAACAUCAUCUCUCCCAUCUGCCACACUAAUCUACAAUACCACCCCACUGUGCGAUUGUGGUUUAUUCAACGUUUGAAGUGCGUUUACUAGACAUACCACAACGUGCGAGUAUAUCCUCAAUACUAUGUUGUCACUUCCACUUACAACAAAAACUGAAAACUUCUCUAAACGUAAAAAUGUACUUUCUAUGUAAAAACAAUAAUAACGCUAAAGUACCGUUGUUGACUAAUAAAAAUACUUAUCAUAAGCAUUUGCUGAUAAGCGAUAAGAAAAAAUAAACAUAUCUUUUGCGGCAUGACUAAAAGUAUGUAUAAAUACAAACCAGUCAGUAGGUCGCUAGUAAGAAACAAUCAAUCAGUGUUUAUUAAUACAUUCGAAGUCAGAGAAACAAAGAAAAUAUUUUAAAAUUUUUUCAAAACCAAAAAAGUUUCUAAAUACAAAAACAAAAAAUGCUGUAUAAAAAAUUCUACAUAAUAUUUGCCACGCUGAUGGCCGUCUGCCAUGCCAAUACAAUAACAACACUUGCUGAUGAAGCGCCAUUAGAGACGGACCAGAACCAAGAGGACCAGCCAUGCCCACUGAUCUGUCCGCUUUUGUAUGCGCCUACUUGUGGCUUUGACGGCGUAGACUAUGAGCAAUUCGUCAAUCCAUGUAUGCUGGAAGUGGCCAACUGCGCGCGUAGGAAGGAGCGUGUUUCACUAAAACAAGUCUUCGCACAGACCGACAAUGAUUGGUGCAGUACGAAAUUGAUAAAUAGCCUCUAUGAAAUCAUGGGUAAUUUUGCUGACAAUUUGAACAAAGUGGAAUGCUUGAAACCCUGUCCGAUGAUUUACGAUCCCGUGUGCAUUUCGAAUGGCGAAUAUCGUGUCACCAUCGCCACCGCCUGCCAAUUGGACACAUACAAUUGUGCGCUCAAUAGCACUAAAUUGGGAUCCCAACUCUUCAGAAUAUUGAGCAACAGGAAAUGCGAACAGAACUAAAUCCAACAAACAACCAGUCAUCAAUUGGCAAUAUUUCAGUUAUAAAUUAGUAUAGAAAUCGUAAAAAGAUACUAAAAUGUUCAAUUUUAUAUAAAGCAUUUUGGGUCUCUUAACAAACCUGUUCCAAUAAAUAUGUGAUUAUGAAUAUACAUAUAAUAGAAUCUAUA
Molecule: messenger RNA, 1589 nt
Organism: Bactrocera oleae (olive fruit fly)
Lineage: Eukaryota; Metazoa; Arthropoda; Insecta; Diptera; Tephritidae
Gene: Kaz-m1
Product: Kazal-type protease inhibitor m1
Molecular function (GO): protein binding
Source: RefSeq, a predicted model, not a curated record